AUGGUGCUAGUCGUAUCGCAUGUGCUGGUCGUGUCGCAUAGUGCUGGUCGCGUUGCAUGGUACUGGUCGUGUUACAUAGUACUGGUCUAUAGCAUGAGGUUGAAGGGCACGGCUCGGUCAGUUUUGCCGCUUUUGCGGGCGCAUGAUGCAUCUUUGAAAUUGUCGCUCCGCAGCCUCCGCUCGGAAAAACGGAGUAUUGAUAAUUUGCUCAUCUGCCAAUUCCAGGGCCCUAUUCUUGACAAGCUUUUCGAGCAGUCAGUCAGCUUCGAAGCUUGGCCGAAGAGCACCCCAUCUUCGCGCCUGCACAUCUUCAAAGAUAAGCCGCAAUUGGAUCUGAAGCGGAAUGUCGACAGGCCGACGAGAUGUAUAAGAAGCUCCUCAUCUUCAUCUGAAAAAGCCAGAAAAGUUCAUCCAGCUUCACCAAACUCAUAUACAUUGCAGCAACAACAGAACCAAAAUUUCCCAGCCAAGACAAGACAAAAUGCAGAUCAAAUCCAUCCUCACCGCACUCGCAGCCUCGACUGUCGUUCUCGCCAACCCAGUCCCAACAGAGGUACACACACCAUCACCUUUCAACUACCCUCCACACAGAACCUAAACCCCCGCUCCAUUGACAUCGACGCCACCCUCCUCGCCACCAUCCGCCUCGAAUCCUACAACUACGCCACCUCACAAAUCAACCAAGUCCCCAGUGCGGCACAAAUCUCGCAAGCGAAAGUUUGGUGGCCUGCCUAUACUUAUACAUAUGCUUCGACGACCGCUUCUUGGAAUUAUGAUCUUUGGAGUUGGUAUUAUUGUUAUCAGAAUUAUCCGCAGUAUAUUAACACUUGGUGGAAUCGAGGGGUCGGGAUGGGGAGGGGGGUGGGGAUAGGAUGGGUGGAGGGGGAUGAUUAUGCUAAUACGAUCUUUAGAUGGAUGAUAGAUAGUUGGUGGAAUUGGGAGGAUGGCAAUGAUUACGGUUGA
Messenger RNA from Pseudocercospora fijiensis CIRAD86, 963 nucleotides. RefSeq lists its product as uncharacterized. The transcript has 13 exons. NCBI's taxonomy places the organism in Eukaryota, Fungi, Ascomycota, Dothideomycetes, Mycosphaerellales, Mycosphaerellaceae. The record is from RefSeq and is a predicted model, not a curated record. The coding region runs from base 1 to 963 and encodes 320 amino acids.